Messenger RNA from Lindgomyces ingoldianus, 932 nucleotides. Its product is annotated as Prefoldin, subunit 3. Gene Ontology annotation, biological process: microtubule-based process; protein folding; tubulin complex assembly. Lineage: Eukaryota; Fungi; Ascomycota; Dothideomycetes; Pleosporales; Lindgomycetaceae. Gene Ontology annotation, molecular function: tubulin binding. Gene Ontology annotation, cellular component: prefoldin complex; cytoplasm. The coding region runs from base 72 to 677 and encodes 201 amino acids. The record is from RefSeq and is a predicted model, not a curated record. The transcript has 6 exons.
GCCAAAUACCUCAAAUGCAGAGACAGUAGAAAGAAUUGCUGCUCGUGUACCGCAACAUCAACAGCCCAGAAAUGACCCCCACGGCGAAGUCAGGAAGCAGCAAAGAUGCACCCACAAACCCCCGCGGCAUCCCUGUCGCGCCUUUUGUGGACCGAGUCGAGGACUAUGUUACUGACCGCACUGAGGUUGAGAGCACAAUAAACAGCUUCAAGGAGAUGAUAUCAAAAUACCAGUUCAUGGAAGCAAACACGCAGCGGCGUGCUGUUGGGCUCAAAGACAAAAUCCCAGAUAUUCAAAAGACUCUAGAUACCGUGCGAUUUCUGAGAACAAGGAAGCCCGGAUCAGACCCAAUCGAGACCACCUUCGAGUUGAACGACACUCUCUACGCGAAGGCAGAGAUUCCUCCUACGGACGAGGUAUAUCUCUGGCUUGGGGCGAACGUCAUGUUGGCAUACCCAAUACCGGAGGCCGAAGAGCUGCUCCAGUCAAAGCUUGCUACAGCGAAACAGAGCUUUGCAAAUUGUGAGGAGGAUAUGGAGUUCCUGCGGGAGCAAAUAACGACCUUGGAAGUAGCGUUUGCGCGAGUAUACAACUGGGAUGUUGCGCAGAGGCGGAAAGAGAGGGCUGAGGUGGGAGAACCAAUAUCAAACAAGAACGCGACUUCGCCGAAUGGAUGAUAGCAGUUGGGGUCGGUCCGGGGAAAGCAUGCGGCAGGGUCAAGUUAGGGUUGGAGUUGAGAGGACACCUGCCCGGGCGUGAUGGAGCACGUCAUGAAGAUCGGUAAGAUCUCGAGCUGCUACAACCUUAAGAGAACAAAAAGGUCGCUUCUCAAUCCAAACACCUGCAAUGGUCUUAUCCCAUUCGUCGGAGACUCAUGUGUCUUAUUUCGGAGCGUGGCCCAUCAGAAACGGCCAGGGGAGCUCCGACACCCU